AUGCGUGUGUGGUUGCUGCAGGAUACAGCAGAGCCAAGGGCUGCUGCUGCUGUCUUUCCGCCUCCCCUGCUGCUGCCGCCGCUGCCGCCGCAGCCGGGUGAUCGUGAGCUGCUGCUGCUUCUGUACACUCACCAGCAGACGGAGAGGCAGCAGCAGCAGCAGCAACAGCAGCAGCAGCAGCAGCAGCAAACAGCAACACGACAGGAGCUGCUGCAGCCGCCAGACCUCUGGGGGCCCCCAGGGGGCCCCCCAGGGGCCCCCUGGAUGCCUCAGGGGCUGAAUAUGGAUCCCGAUAGAGAGGCGCUGCUGCAGCAGGCUGCACGCGCAAGCUGCUGCUGCUGCUGCUGCCAGUACUGUGCUGCUGCUGCAGAUGCACUGCCUGGAGGAUUUGCUCCCCUCGGCGGUUCUUCUGCUGCCAUCAGCAGCAGCAGCAGCAGCAGCAGAAACUGCAGCAGCAGCAGCAGCAGCAGCAGCAGCUCUCUUAAAGACACGCAGCAGACUGAGGUCCUUGUCUGCAAUUUUGUCCUCAAGCGGGCAGAAGCGCUGCUGUCGUUGGUUGCGCAGCAACUUGCUGCUGCUGCUGCUGCUGCUGCUGAGGUGAAUGAUGCAGACGAAGGUGCAUGCAGCAGCAACAGCAGCAGCAGCUACAGCAGCAGCAGCAGCAGACAAUUGACAACAGGACGGCCAGCGAGCGUGCAGGAUUUGGAGGGGGCAGGAGACAAAGCUGAUGCUGCGCUCAACACUGCAGCAGCAGCAGCAGCAGCAGCAGCAGCAGAAGCAGCAGCAGCAACAGCAGAAGCAGCAACAGCAGAAGAAACAGAAGCAGAAGCAGCAGCGGCAGCAGGGGGUGCUGCAGCAGGGGCAGCACGAAGUGAGCUGCUUGGACUGGAGAAGACGGAACUGGCAGCAGCAGACACAGCAGAAGCAGCAGCAGCAGAAGCAGCAGCAGCGGCAGCGGAAACAACAGCAGCAGCAGCAGCAGGAGCUGCAGCAGGAGCUGCAGCAGACGCGACAGCAGCACAAGAGACAGCAGCAGAAGCAGCAGCACCAGAAUCGGUGGCAGCAGCUGUAUCGUCAGCAGCAAAUGAAGAAGCAGCAGCAGCAUCAGCAGCAGAGAAGACACAAGCAACAUCCGCAGCAGCAGAAGAAACAGCAGCAGCAGCAGCAGCAGCAGCAGCAGCAGCAGCAGGUUUGUGUCCCGACGAAGGUGCAUGCAGCAGCAACAGCAGCAGCAGCAACAGCAGCAGCAGCAGCAGACAAUUGACAACAGGACGGCCAGCGAGCGUGCAGGAUUUGGAGGGGCCAGGAGACAAAGCUGAUGCUGCGCUCAACACUACAGCAGCAGCAGCAGCAGCAGCAGCAGAAGCAGCAGCAGCAACAGCAGAAGCAGCAACAGCAGAAGAAACAGAAGCAGAAGCAGCAGCGGCAGCAGGGGGUGCUGCAGCAGGGGCAGCACGAAGUGAGCUGCUUGGACUGGAGAAGACGGAACUGGCAGCAGCAGACACAGGAGAAGCAGCAGCAGCAGCAGCAGCAGCAGCAGCGGAAACAACAGCAGCAGCAGCAGCAGGAGCUGCAGCAGGAGCUGCAGCAGACACGAAAGCAGUGCAAGAGGCAGCAGCAGAAGCAGCAGCACCAGAAUCGGUGGCAGCAGCUGUAUCGUCAGCAGCAAAUGAAGAAGCAGCAGCAACAUCAGCAGCAGAGAAGACACACGCUCCAUCCGCAGCAGCAGAAGAUACAGCAGCAGCAGCAGCUGCUGCUGCUGCUGCAGCAGCAGCAGCAGGUUUGUGUCCCGGUAUUUAUAUAAGAUUAGAGGCGUCGCGGUUGCUGCUGGAAUUCAUCGAAGACACUGAGGUGUAUAGGCAGCUCAGCGCCAAAGUAGCGGAGCUUAGGUGGUGGCGGCAGCAGCUGCUGCUGGCCUUUAGAGAGCAGCAGCAGCAGCAGCAGCAGCAGCAGCACCAGCAGCAGCAGCAGCAACUGCUGCUGCAGCAGCAACAGCAACAGCUACAGCAGCAGCAACAGCAACAGCUGCUGCAGCAGCAACAACAGCUGCAGCUGCAGCAGCAGCAACAACAGCUGCAGCUGCAGCAGAAACAGUUGCAGCUGCAGCAGCAGCAACAACAGCUGCAGCUGCAGCAGCAACAGUUGCAGCAGCAGCAACAAGAGCUGCAGCAGCAGCAAGCGUUUCCGCAACAGCUGCAGCAGCAGCAACAGCAGCAGCAGCAGCAGCGGCAGCAGCAGCAGCAAGGCAUAUGA
Messenger RNA from Eimeria mitis, 2253 nucleotides. RefSeq names its product troponin C, putative. The transcript has 2 exons. The record is from RefSeq and is a predicted model, not a curated record. Gene Ontology annotation, biological process: regulation of apoptotic process. Gene Ontology annotation, cellular component: nucleus. Lineage: Eukaryota; Apicomplexa; Conoidasida; Eucoccidiorida; Eimeriidae. The coding region runs from base 1 to 2253 and encodes 750 amino acids.